Messenger RNA from Serpula lacrymans var. lacrymans S7.9, 426 nucleotides. RefSeq lists its product as uncharacterized. The transcript has 2 exons. NCBI's taxonomy places the organism in Eukaryota, Fungi, Basidiomycota, Agaricomycetes, Boletales, Serpulaceae. The coding region runs from base 23 to 316 and encodes 97 amino acids. The record is from RefSeq and is a predicted model, not a curated record.
UCCCUCAUCUCAUCCUAGAAGGAUGCAGUCCACAUUGUUUUCUCAAAAGAAGCCCUUACACAUGACUCGCACAAUUGCUAGACUAUACGCAAGCCUCUCACUGUCAUUUGAACAACGUGCCCGUGUGCCUCGCGAUGAGGCCAGCUUCAAAUAUGCGAUCGAUAUCGUGCAAUCGCAUACAUCAACGGACCGGGCCCCUUUGUGCAGUCGCACAUUCAGAGGUUUUUCAGGACAUGUCAUAUCAGAGACGUCUGGCGCAGGAAUCUUCAUCUAUCAAGGCCAUUUGACGGAACUAGGACGAAACGAUGAUGGAUGAUGGAUAACAUGACUGCAAUAGUGACUUUUGACAUAUGCCAGCGCGGUGGCACGGGGCGAGGUCAAGUCCAUAUGAGCAAAAGCCAGUGUGACCUGCCGCUGCUUCGCACG